Messenger RNA from Metarhizium acridum CQMa 102, 1701 nucleotides. The record is from RefSeq and is a predicted model, not a curated record. NCBI's taxonomy places the organism in Eukaryota, Fungi, Ascomycota, Sordariomycetes, Hypocreales, Clavicipitaceae.
AUGGUUGCUCCCAAACCCGGCCAGCCCGCGGAGCCUAAGGGAGUCGCAGGUCGACCAGGGACUCAAAUCACAGUGGAAGACUUGUUCUUCAGCAUCCCAACUCGAAGAAGAGCCUUCCGAUCCUAUUCUGAUGAAUUCAAUAAAAUCAUCGACAUGGUUGGCCGCUAUUCCAUCCACUGUCAAGGCGUCGGUUUUACUUGCAAAAAGGCUGGUGAAGCUUCCAACUCUUUGUCAAUCCAAAGCCAAGCUACUACGCUGGAUAGAGUGCGUCAGAUCUAUGGAGGCAGCGUCGCCAAUGAGUUGGUAGAUUUUUCAGCGUCCGAUGCACGCUGGGGCUUCAAAGCUCACGUCCUGGCGACCAACGCAAAUUAUCAUAUCAAAAAGACGACUUUUCUCCUCUUCAUCAACAACCGCAGCGUCGAGUCUGCAAAUGUCAAAAAGGCAAUCGAACAGACCUAUUUGAAUUUUCUGCCAAAAGGCGGCCACCCUUUUAUCUAUCUGAGUUUGGAAAUCGACCCUGCACGAGUCGAUGUCAAUGUUCACCCAACAAAACGGGAGGUUCAUUUCCUGAAUGAAGAUGAAAUCCUUCAUGCAGUUUGCACCGAGCUGGAGUCACGUUUAGCAAAUGUCGAUACUAGCCGAACUUUUAAAACGCAAACCUUGCUUCCCGGAGCAAAACCCGUAGCUGAAUCCAUAGACGAGAAUCAGCCAUCUCCGAGAAUCAUGGUGACGGGUAAGAGAAGGCGUAAUUCAAAUGAUUUGGUCCGAACUGAUACGUAUGCACGCAAAAUUACCACCAUGUUCUCCCACGCUGAUAGUGGUGAGGCAUCCAAGGAAAAGUCUACAGAGGAAGAGCCACUGGCGGUACCUGAAAAUAUCGAAUACGAAACAAAUGACCGAGAGAUGACUAUAUGCCGGUUAAAAAGUAUAAAAGAACUGCGCAGCGAAGUACGAGACAACAUACAUCACGAUUUAACUGAAAUCUUCGCAUCACAUACAUUUGUUGGUAUUGUAGACGAUAGUCGAAGACUGGCGGCUAUUCAGAGCGGUGUCAGGCUAUACCUGGUAGACUACGGCCACACAUGUUUUGAAUAUUUUUACCAAGUGGGACUUACAGAUUUUGGGAAUUUUGGCGUUAUUCGAUUUAGUCCCGCCUUGAAACUUAGAGACCUCCUUCAAAUGGCAGCCGAGACCGAAAAGAAAGUACUAGGGGCAGCUGACCAUGAUUUCCCCGUGGAGAAGAUUGUUGAUAAAGUUGCCAAUCAACUCAUUGAGCGUAGGGAAAUGCUACACGAGUACUUUUCUCUUGAAGUAUCGCCGACAGGCGAGUUGGUUUCCAUUCCAUUGAUGGUGAAGGGUUACACGCCCCCAUUGUCAAAGCUCCCUCGGUUCCUGCUACGACUCGGCCCCAACGUCAACUGGAACGAUGAAAAGGAGUGUUUCGACUCUUUCACGCGAGAGCUGGCCACAUUUUACGUGCCCGAGCAGUUACCCACCCCGCCAGCUCCAGGUGAGGGUGAAGAUGAGGAGGAAAUUCCCGAGGAGAUGAAGACGAGAAGGCAGCAUGUCAGAUGGGCAGUAGAGCAUAUAUUCUUUCCGGCGUUCAAAACAAAGCUGGUGGCGACAAAGGCGCUCAUGGACGGGGGCAUUCUGGAAGUUGCGAGUUUGAAAGGGUUAUACAAGGUGUUUGAGCGGUGCUGA